Molecule: messenger RNA, 2646 nt
Organism: Anarrhichthys ocellatus (wolf-eel)
Lineage: Eukaryota; Metazoa; Chordata; Actinopteri; Perciformes; Anarhichadidae
Gene: gng12a
Product: guanine nucleotide binding protein (G protein), gamma 12a
Exons: 3
Coding region: 340-558 (72 amino acids)
Biological process (GO): G protein-coupled receptor signaling pathway
Cellular component (GO): heterotrimeric G-protein complex
Molecular function (GO): G-protein beta-subunit binding
Source: RefSeq, a predicted model, not a curated record
UUGGUCCGCCUCACUCCUCCCGACUAAACUCGGCUGUUCUCGUAGUGGAGGAAAAGGAAAAGAGAGGGGGCAGACUGGUCGUACUGGGAAGGAAAAAGUAAAACGAAAUUAAAUAUCAACACCAACCGUCAGCGGAAAGUGAAAGCGUCACCAAUCGGCAGCUUUGUAGUCGGCGGUGAGGUCCAUGUACAGCUGUUUGUGUUAAAGGUGUAAUUAGUGUAGUUGUGGUAUUGCAGAGGGAAAGGUCUCCUCCCAGUCUGUUGACGGAUACAGUUCGGCUUCAGGGAAAGGAGACACGGAUAGACCUGACUGUACAUUACCAGUGUUGUAUUGCCCAGGAUGUCUUCGAAGGCUCACAGUUCCAAUAACAUCGCCCAUGCCCGGCGAACGGUGCAGCAGCUGAGAAUAGAGGCGAGCAUUGAGAGGAUAAAGGUAUCCAAGGCCUCUGCAGACCUCAUGAACUACUGCAGUGAACAUGCCAGAAACGACCCUCUCCUUAUGGGCAUUCCCACCUCAGACAAUCCCUUCAAGGACAAAAAACCCUGCACUAUAUUGUAGUAGACGCCACUUAGCGUUCAUGUGUUUAUUUUUGUUGCUUAUUAAUGUUGCUGCAUUCUUUGUGUUGGGAGGAGUAAGGGGUGGACUGUGAUCAUUGUAUCAUUACCACGUGUUCCACUGUUCUGUUAUCAGCAAUUCAAACCAGGAUUUUCCUCCUCGUCAUGAAAAAAGGAGCCCCCACUAGUGCCACUGUUCAGUUUGAGCUCUGACCACUAACUCUUAAGACUUUGGCUGCAUGAGUUGAGAAUGCAUCGGGUACAGAAUGUUAUAUUAUUAAUAUUGUAGCAGCAAUGGCACUCCUCAGUGAUGGAUUUGGGCCUUUCUACUGUAUGUACAACCAUUGGGCAGUGUCUGUUACUGUCGCUCUGGUCUGCCUUAAGUGAAGAGAUUCAGUCCUUUUUAAAAGCACAUUACCUUUAAGAUGGAUAAAAAUUAUAGGUGAUUUUCCACAGCUGUGCUGGCUGCUGGCUCUUCAGUUGUAUGAGCCUUGAUCGGCUAUUAGUUUUCAUGUGGCUUCAGACUUCCAACGAGUAUUUUACACAUUUUGUUUUGAUCACUGAAUUCAGUGGUCGGGGUUUACAUUGCCAAUACUCAAAUGUUACCGUGAUGUAUCCUUGAUUGGGGACAGUAUUGUCAAUAAAUCUGGUGUGAAAUUCAGACACUUAAAAGUAUUUUGGCAACCCAGCUCUGACUGGUCCACGACAAUCCGCAUGCUGUUUAAUCCAUCGUUGUCCUGUCUGGUAUUUACAGUAUGAUUAACUAUGAUACAGUGUUGUAUUUAGUUGAUUUAAUGAUCCAUCAUGUGGAAAUAAAUUCCAUUAAAAACAUAUUUUAAUCCAAUAUCAUCUAUGCUCCGAUUGAAGCCAUUGGUAUAAUAUGACCCCGGUGCUGUGAUGCUUUUGUCAGCUGUCUGUGUGAGAUACAGAGUGACUGCAGCGAAAAUGAAAGUGCUUUAUCACAUUAAUGCAGAAUUCUAAUUAUUCUUGACUUUAGGUGUCAGCUGACUAUGUGUGCAGGGCAACACUGUGUAAUAAAGACCCUGGGACCAAGCCAAACCAAUGGUACUACGUUUAAAAAACAUCUAGAUGUGCAUCUGAAUGAAGCUAUUUGUAGCCAUUGCUUCUGAAAAGUUUCUGUGGUACGAUAUUUUUAGGACAUGGACGACAUGAAGCAUGUCAGCAAGUCUUGCACUAUACUGUGAGCCGUGCUUACGAGCUCAUCACAAGUGUCUUAGUUGAGGAAAUGUGCAUAUCGUUGUCGUACAGUGUUUUUGGUACAGGUGCAAAUGGUGGUAGUGUGCAUUGGUGAGAAAACCACUCUCCCAAGACUGCUCUCAACUUUUUCCAAGUCUUUUUUUAAUUUAAACUAAACAUUUGUGUCUGUGGGGGGGGUCUUCACUCGUCGGUCUAACAUGUCCUUCAUGUUGUGAGUCACUAGGGGAAUAUAUCUGCUACGGUAAAUGUAACAAAAAAAACAGAAUAAAUAGCAUAAAUUAGGACUUUCUUACACUCUAAAGCCUUACUUAUGUUUGCCUUGUAUCAUGAAGCAUACUCUAACUGGGAGUGCUUUCUUUAAAAAAAAAUAUAUUAAAAAAAAAAAGAGUUUCUAUCGAAUGUUUUUAUCUGUGGGAUGAAAGUGAUUUGUAACAAUAUUGUGCCAUCUGUUUCUGUCAACAAAAAAGUACAUUGUGUUUCACGUUAUGGUAUUAUUUCCCUCUCCAAAGGGUACUUUAAGGUCUUCAAAUCAACAAGAUAAUUUGUUAUAAUCCAGUUGUAUUUUAAAUGAUUGUGUACAACAGUCAGUUUUCUUACUUGCAAUAAAUCAUUCUGUACGCUUCUUAAGGACAAAUCUCAGAUUACCAUAUCACGAUUUCUGUCCAUUCAGCAACUCUGUACUAGCCUUAUUGUUCCAUUGAUAGCUUCAUUCAACUGUCAGAAUCUGCGUUUUGAUGAAUGUCUUUAUUAAUAUACCAACAUUUGUAUGAAGACUUAACUAAGAUUAAUAAAGUGAAGCAUUCCUAAAGUACAAUACUGUACUAAUAUCUCAAUAAAGAUGUGUUGUGCUGCACAGUCACAAGAUUUAAACUCA